AUGCCCAAAGCCUUCCAGGAGGUCUACAGAGGGACCAAAAAUGAUGUCAAAGAGAUCCCAAAGACUGCAAAGCCCUUCAUUUCCGAGAUGAUCUUUGUGGAAACCAGCAUCACUGCUAUAAGGAAAGGUGCCUUCAGGUACAUGCCCAACCUGACCAAGAUUUUGUUUAUUGGCAACAAGAUCAGGACAGUUGAACCUGGAGCCUUUGACAGUUUGGAGAAGUUGAGGGAAUUGGAGAUAUCUGGUGCCUCAUUAGAAGAACCAGCUGUGGGCACUUUCCAAAACCUUCCAAGCUUGCAGAGGCUGGAGCUGAGAGACAGCCACCUCACCUACAUCCCCAAAGGCCUGUUUGAUGGGCUAGAAAAUUUGGCAGAGCUCUCCCUGCACAUCAAUGCAAUCCCUUCUCUUCCAGAAGGUAUUUUUGAUUCCCUUGUCAAUCUAACAUUUUUGGACCUGGCUAGAAACAGGAUCACUACUCUUCCUGGGAAGGCCUUUAACAAACUCCCCCGGCUGCAAAUCCUCCGGCUCUAUGAGAAUGAGUUGCAGGAGCUCCCAGAGGGGCUGUUAGACAGUCAGUCAGAACUGCUGGAGCUCAGCCUCCAGAGGAACAGGCUCAGGACACUGCCACCCAUGCUCCUGAGGAGCCUGUCUCACCUGGAGAAACUCCUCUUGGACAACAACCUCAUUGAGGUUCUCCCUCCUUACAGUUUUUUUCAUUUAAACAAGUUGAAACUGCUGACUCUGAGUUCAAACCACAUUAUGGAGCUCCCCUGCUGCCUUUUUGACAUCAUGCCACACCUGUGGGAGCUGGACCUGGGCAGGAACAGUUUGGUCACACUUCCAGAUGGCGUCUUUGUCAAUCUCACAUCUCUUGGCAAACUGAUCUUGUCUCACAACCAGCUAGCAGCCCUACUAACUGGAGCCUUUGCUGGGCUUAGCAAGCUCUCAGACCUCCAACUGGACACAAACCAGCUUUCUGCUCUGGAUAGUGAGGUCUUUGCUUCUCUCCCAAAUCUGAAAACCCUCAACCUUCGGAUGAAUCAGCUGGAGAGUGCCCCUCCAGGGCUCCUGGACCCCCUGAAGAAGCUCAGCUCAGUGUAUCUGAGUGGGAACCCAUGGAGAUGUGACUGCAACCUCUGCUACCUGCACAGCUGGAUCCUGGACAACAGUGGGAAUGCAGCAUAUGGGUUGUCUGGCUUUGCGGAGUCUCGGGGCUUUGGGGAGUCCUGCAAAUGGGUAGUCUGGAUGUGGUUGGCAAAGAGCUGUGGGGAAGUGGCUCAAAAACCUCCGGAUGGGGAGUCCUGA
Molecule: messenger RNA, 1305 nt
Organism: Chaetura pelagica (chimney swift)
Lineage: Eukaryota; Metazoa; Chordata; Aves; Apodiformes; Apodidae
Product: carboxypeptidase N subunit 2-like
Exons: 2
Coding region: 1-1305 (434 amino acids)
Molecular function (GO): protein binding
Source: RefSeq, a predicted model, not a curated record